AUGGACGAGUUCGUGGCUGAGGUCAAUGAAGCCAUCAGAGAUGGGAAAGUGCCACCCAAAUCAAAGACGCCAGAACUUAUCCCGAGAAUAGCGUGCGCCCUACAUGUCUUCAAUCACGCCAUGGAAGAAUUAUUGGCUGGUGUACCCUCGUCACAACCUGACACAACGAUAUCCAAAACAACCCUGGAAAAUGCAGCAUCUUUCGUGAAUCACCUCGAGGAUUUACGGUCAUUUCGUUCCAUAGUCAGAUCGUUCCAAGUCAGAUCGUUCCAAUCAAUAGUCAGAUCGUUCCACAAAAUAGUCAGUUCGUUCCACAAAAAAGUCAGUUCGUUCCACAUGUGAAAAGUCAAGUGAAUUUUUCUAAAUUUGUUGAGUGAACUUUAUCGAGAAGAAAAACGUUUCGUUCAUACCACAAACUGAUAAAAUAAUAAUUUAUCCAAAGUCGAUUCGAUCCAUCCCAAGUCGUUUGAAAACAAACAAGAAACGAUUUCAAACAGCCACGGGCUUUAACAUUUAAACCGCCGCUAUGAGAGCUUUUGAGCUAGAGACGAUUGAUGGCUUGAUAUAUAUGGAAUUUUUCGAUUUUGUGAAAUUUACUGAGAAUAUAGAACUGCCGGCCAUUUAGUGUUUUGAAAACCUUGACCGGCAGUCGAGCUGAAAAAAUUUCUAAGUGUCACAAAACAUGAUUUCCUCCUCUGAGCCAGCGCAAACCAAACACUAGACUUGAGAUCUGUAAAGCAUUUCAGGAUCGCUUGACUGUUCUAAAUCGACAUAUGAUAGUUUAGAUUAGCUGGAAUCUUUCAAUUUUGUGAAAUUUACUGAGAAUAUAGAACUGCCGGCCAUUUAGUAUUUUGAAAACCUUGACCGGUUACCGGCCAUCUAGCCACAGCGUUAUGUAAAUAGUUCUGAAAAUACUUUCAUCCAUAUUCCUAUCGCUAGUCUGUACUCUGAUAACAUUUACACAUUUAGAAAAUAGAUAUAACGUAUGUGGAACGAACUGACUUUUUUGUGGAACGAACUGACUAUAUUGUGGAACGAUCUGACUACUGAUUGGAACGAUCUGACUUGGAACGAUCUGACCAUGGGACGAAAUGACCGGAUACCACCUCGAGACACAGAAGGAAAUACUCUGCCAGGUAAGCUAUCGUAAACACCAAAACUUUCAUUUUUCUUUAAUUACCUUUAUUGCGCGCACAUUCUAAUUCUUAUUAAUAGAAACUCGGCUUGUUCUAUUCGCCGAUAGAAAACGAUCGCGCGCGCGCAAAGCUCUUUGAAUGGUGGUUUAUUCAAAUCUUAGAGAGCUUUUCACUUGAGUGUAGACAUUAAUGAAUGCAUUUGCCGUGGUUUUGUAUUACGCCGCUUAGCGAACGGUUUUCAAACACGUGCUUCUUCAAUAUCUCAGCCAAUUCGAAGUAAAACAAAACUAAUCAUUACUUGCUCGCGAAAUUUUGUGAUUGGCCAGUGUGAUACGUUUGGUGUUAGUUUUUCUACACUCAGUUGAAAACUGUUUACCGUUCUAAUACGUUACCUCAGUCACUCACGAAGUAAAACAAAGCACUAUUACCAGAAAUGCAGUAAUGUUUUCCCGUCUAUUGUUACGGAUAACUGAUCAAUACACCGCGACAAUUACCUGUCUCACGGUUACUUGCAUUGUUUUAAAUGAGUUUCUUCUCCUUUUUCAGUUUCUUAAAGAAGUCACAAACGCAGUUUGUGAUAAAACCAUCGAUCAGCCUACCACACAAAUGGUCAGGGACAACGUCUUAAUCACCCAAGGCCCUGUGGUCUCCUAUCGGUCGUUCAAACACGGCAAAAGAUCAGCACGUGCAAUUGCCGAAAGUGAAUUUAACACCGCGACAGAAUCAUUAAUGCAAGAUGGCUUUGGAAGAAUUGUGGAAUUUAGAAUUCCUCGAGCAAGAAGCGCCUGCAAGGUAUUUGUGCAAAGCAAGCCCAACCCUUGGCCGAACUGUACGAAUGUCAGUGUAAGCGAAUUUGACAAUGCCUUGGCCAAGCCUCUACAUAAUGAUAUCACAGUUCCAAUGAGACAAUAUCUUCAAGCCAAUAAUUACAUCUCGAAUUAG
This is a messenger RNA of Porites lobata, 2078 nucleotides long. NCBI's taxonomy places the organism in Eukaryota, Metazoa, Cnidaria, Anthozoa, Scleractinia, Poritidae. The record is from the annotation of a GenBank genome assembly.